UUUUGUUCCGAAAGAUUAUUGUAAUACAAACAAUUUCCUGUAGUUGCCGCGUUACUUGGAGAGAUACCUCACGCAUUUUCCUGUGGUGUUACUUUACAGCCAUAAGCACGCGCUAAGCCCCGCCCCUUCUGUCCAUAACGGAAUUCAGAACUUAACCUCCGAGGCAAGAGCAGUUACACCGAAACGGGGGUUUUGUUGUUUCUCUUCAAACAACUUACCUCUGAUGGUGUUUAAAAUUUCAAAAAACUGUUCAAGUUGUUCAGAGUGGACUUCAGCUGGGUUGUAAACUCAGCGAAAGGAAAAACGACCGGUUUUCCGGCGUUAUAGACUUUUAGAAAAGUUAUUUUCCAAGUCACCGAAGACUAGACAGACGGGAGCAGAGCGGUUCGUCGUUUUCAUCUUAUUCAUCUGUACCAUCGGGCUUUCCAAGUGUGCUCACUUCAUCUAGAGCCAUGAAUUCAUGGCUAUUGUUAAGUUUGUUGUUCGUCUGUAUAUCAAGUUUCACGUCAGCUCAAAAUGUUAAUGAGCCCCCACCCCGUGAAUGUGGCAGUAACUGUAGCUCCAAUAAUGGCUGUAAAUGUAUAGGAGAGAAAGGCAAUCGGGGUAUCCAUGGUGAUAUUGGUCCCCGGGGUCCCCAAGGUAACCAAGGCUAUGCUGGUGUAGAAGGACUACCUGGCCCCAAGGGCGAUCAAGGUAUAACGGGUAGAAGUGGACCUGGUGGACCAAAAGGAAACAGAGGAAAGAUGGGAAUGCCUGGCUUCCCAGGUAUCAAUGGAAUUCCAGGUAUCCCUGGACCAAUGGGACCUCGCGGAGCACCCGGUAUGGACGGCUGUAAUGGAACAUCGGGAGAGGCUGGACUGCCAGGUUUGCCCGGUAGCACAGGUCCAGUAGGACCCCCUGGAUUUUCCGGUUUAAAGGGACAGAAGGGAGAAGCCUCAGUUGAUGGAUUUGGACAGACAGGACAGAAGGGAGAACCAGGACGAGAAGGAUUCCCAGGUCCCCAGGGACCACCUGGAGAGGACGGUACCCCUGGUACGAAAGGAAGUGAUGGACGUGAUGGUCAACCGGGUUUAUCGGGCUUACCUGGAGCUAAGGGAGAGAAAGGCAACCCAGGUAUCGUUUUCAAUGGAAUUCAGGGAGAAAGAGGUCCAAGAGGAGUGCCAGGACCCCCAGGUAUUCCAGGGGACAGCAGGGAACCACUGGAGGGUCCCAAAGGUACCAACAUUGGGCCCAAGGGUGAGCCAGGAUUGCCUGGACUUGAUGGUGAAUCAGGAGUGGUUGGACCGAAGGGCUUCAGGGGUGCAUCUGGCCGUGAUGGUAUGAAGGGGAUGAUUGGCAUGAAGGGAGAAAAGGGCGUUCCUGGCAUUGCAGGACCUAGGGGUAAACAAGGACUACCGGGUCUACCGGGACUUCCUGGGCUGAAGGGUGACCAUGGUAUGGAUGGUCUGCCUGGUCUGAACGGUCUUAGUGGUGAGAAGGGAGAAUCGGGUCUGGAUGGUUUAAAGGGAGAGAGCGGUCCAGUCGGACCUCCUGGGCCAGCUGGGGGAAUUGGUGGAGAUGGUCCUGAAGGCCCCAAAGGAGACAGAGGCCCACCAGGACCUCGUGGUUUCCGUGGUGAUGAUGGAAGAUCAGGACUUCCUGGUCCGUCUGGACCCAUUGGUCCUGCCGGUGGAUCUGGUAUCCCAGGCCCUCCAGGUCCCCAGGGAGCUGAUGGCAGGAAAGGAGAAAGAGGAAGACAGGGAAAUGAUGGAUUACCUGGUAUUGAUGGUGUGCCAGGACGACCAGGUGUGCCAGGCGAGACUGGAGAAGUGGGAAGGAAGGGAGAGCCAGGUCAGAGCAUCCCAGGUUUGGAUGGACCCAUGGGACCUUCAGGACGUGAUGGUAUACCAGGAGCGAAGGGAACCCAGGGCUUCCAGGGACCACCAGGUCUUCCUGGAAACUCAACAAUGGGACGUUCUGGAUUACCAGGACUAAAGGGAAACACCGGAAUGAAGGGUUUUCCAGGUCUUAACGGACGUAACGGUCUGCCAGGUCUACCGGGAAUGAAGGGUGACAGGGGUGGGUCGUGUAGUCAGUGCAUGCCUGGAAUGAAAGGUGACAAGGGAUCAUCUGGUCUCAAUGGACUCCCAGGAACUUCUGGUCGCCGUGGAAUCACCGGAGAAACAGGAGAACGGGGCGUCCCUGGUGAGGAUGGAGCCCCUGGAAUCCCAGGACAAUCUGGUGAAAUUGGAAACCGAGGUCUUCCUGGGUUUGGUGGAAUGAAAGGAGAGAAGGGAGAGCGACCUGACACUCUUAUUAACUGUGAGAAAGGAAACCAAGGUCCAAAUGGUAGAGAUGGAAUGAAAGGAUUCCCUGGUCUUCCUGGUCCUACUGGCCCUGCUGGAAUCUCCGGACUGCCCGGUGUGAAGGGAGACAAGGGUGAUAGUGGCUUCCCAGGACAGCCUGGUCAGUCAGGAUUAUCAGGAAUGAAAGGUGAAAGAGGACUCAAUGGAGAGUCAGGAUUUGGAUCAGCUGGACAAAAGGGUGCGCGUGGAUUCCCAGGAGAUAACGGUCUUCCCGGUCUCCGUGGGUUAGCAGGACAAAAAGGAGUUCCAGGUGAAUCAAUUGCCAUUAACCCUGAAAAUUUGAAGGGACUUAAGGGAGACCAAGGACUUCCUGGAGUUCCCGGCUACCCUGGACAAGAUGGACUUCCUGGAAUGAAAGGAGAGAGAGGACCUGGUGGACUGCCUGGAUUGAACGGUAUUCCUGGUAUGAAGGGAAGUGCUGGUCUUGACGGACUUCCAGGAGCCAGUGGACCAAGGGGACUGCCCGGUGCCCGAGGUGAACCUGGUCCAAUAGGUCCAUCUGGACUACCUGGAUUCGAUGGACCAAAAGGAGAUUCUGGACUUCCAGGUCUUAAUGGAGUAAAGGGUGAACGUGGUCAAUCUGGUAUCCCUGGCAACGCUUUGGAAGGACGUAAAGGAGAACCUGGACGUAACGGCAUUCCUGGGGAGAGAGGUCAGGCAGGAGGCCCUGGAGCACCAGGUCUGCAGGGACUGGCAGGACUUCCGGGAAUGAAGGGCAAUUCUGGUUCCCCAGGACUACCUGGUAUGGACGGAUUUCCUGGACUGAAGGGAGACAGGGGACAAGAUGGAAUUCCAGGAGAGAGGGGACAGACUGGACCGGAAGGAUUACCUGGCCUUCCAGGUGAGCUGGGACUGAAGGGGGCCGCAGGAUUGCCAGGUGUCAAUGGACUUCCAGGCCAGAAAGGUCAGGCUGGAGUGGAUGGUUCACCAGGUCAGGCAGGUCUAUCAGGUCUAGAUGGUCCUCAGGGACCCCCAGGACAAGCAGGUGGUGACGGACUCCCGGGACUACCAGGAGCUAAGGGAGAGAUGGGCGUGGUUGGUUUCCCGGGAGAGCCUGGCCGUGACGGCAUUAAUGGUUUACCGGGAAGCAAGGGAAGCAAAGGAUUUGCUGGAGCGGCUGGCGUUCCAGGAGCGGCUGGGGAGCCAGGUCGUCCUGGAUUCAAGGGAGACUCAGGUGUUCCCGGAUUUCCUGGUUUGGAUGGUGCCCCUGGUGAGGAUGGAGCUUCUGGUAGGAAAGGAGACCGAGGACAAGCAGGAGAGUCUGGCCUUGUCGGAGAACCUGGUCGAAAUGGUUUGAAUGGAAUUCCUGGGGAGAAGGGAGAAGCUGGAUUCCCAGGGGUUGGUUUACCAGGCCAGGAUGGACUUCCUGGAGAGGCUGGGCUCCCAGGAGAACCAGGGCGUGAGGGACCUUUUGGCGACAAAGGAGAUGAAGGCAUGCCAGGUUUCCCAGGAAUGAAGGGAGACAAGGGAUCUUCGGGAUUACCAGGAAUUCAGGGAACACCUGGACAGAACGGCCUACCAGGAAUGAAAGGUGAUUCGGGACUGAAUGGUUUGUCUGGUCUGCCAGGAAGUAAGGGAUCUAAGGGAAAUGCUGGCUUUGCUGGUAUCCCUGGAGCUGCUGGGCGUACGGGACCACCUGGGCCUGCAGGACCCCCAGGCUUCCCUGGUCUUAAGGGUGAACGAGGUAUUGUUGGAGAGCCUGGCCGUGAAGGAAAUCCCGGGGUACCUGGACAGAAAGGAAACCCAGGUCUUGCUGGUUUUGACGGACGUCCUGGACAAAAGGGACAGGAGGGUUUGUCUGGAAUUCCUGGUGUCAAAGGAGACAAAGGAGACCGGGGUCUGCAAGGAAUCAACGGGCGUCCAGGUCUACCAGGCAUCAAGGGAGAAACAGGUGUGAGUGGACGGCCAGGUGUUAAGGGUGAGUCUGGACGCUCGGCCGCAGGUAUCAAGGGAGACCAGGGACCAAGAGGACCCUCAGGACUUAAUGGCCUGUCUGGAAUGAAGGGAGAAUCAGGAAUUGGUGGUCGUGACGGACUACCGGGCAUGAAGGGAGAUCGUGGAGAGGACGGCAUUGGACUUCCUGGAGCUAAGGGAGAGCCAGGAUUUCCAGGUGUUCCAGGACAGCCAGGAACUCGAGGACAACCAGGAGAGGAUGGUGCGCCUGGAAUUCCUGGUGCCAAGGGUAGUGUUGGUGAACGAGGCUUCCCCGGCCUACCGGGAAUGAAAGGAAACAUUGGACCAAGUGGUCCACGAGGUGAGCCCGGUGUUCCAGGAGCAUUUGGACUGAAGGGAAAUCCCGGCGAACCAGGACAAUCCGGAUUCCCCGGAACUCCAGGCUUGAAGGGAGAACAGGGACGCACUGGUUUCCCAGGAGCAUCUGGUGAAAGAGGUCUUCAAGGGUUUAAUGGUACCAAGGGAGAACGUGGACCACCGCCAAACAUCCCUCCCCGACUGCUGCAGCCAGGUCCCAAGGGAGACAAGGGAAACUCAGGCCAGAAUGGACUACCCGGCUCGGACGGUGUUCCUGGAGAGCCAGGAUUGAUGGGAUUCAAGGGAGAAAGAGGGCCAAGAGGAGAAGAUGGGCUCAAUGGCUUCCCAGGCCAGAAGGGUGAUGCUGGGUCCCGAGGAUUCCCAGGAGCCAGAGGAAAUGAUGGACUCCCUGGACCCCGCGGGCCCGAGGGACCUGUCGGAGAGCCCGGUCUGCCUGGUCUGACACCUCCAUCAGGCUUUAUGAUGGUGAGACACAGUCAGACUAUUGAUACACCCCAGUGUCCCCUAGGUCUGACUCCACUGUGGACAGGCUACAGCUUGUUAUACAUUGAAGGAAACGAGCGCUCACAACAUCAAGAUCUCGGUCUGGCUGGAUCCUGUAUGAGAAGAUUCAGUACCAUGCCAUUCCUCUUCUGUAAUACGAACAAUGUUUGUAACUACGCCAGCCGUAACGACAAAUCCUAUUGGCUGGCCACCAACGCUAACCUUCCCAUGAUGCCAGUGGGUGGGCGGGAACUAUCAGAGUACAUCAGUAGAUGUGUGGUGUGUGAUGCUCCGUCCAAUAUCAUCGCCGUCCACAGCCAGACACUCAGCAUACCAGACUGCCCCACUGGCUGGAACGGUCUCUGGAUUGGAUACAGCUUUGCCAUGCACACUGGAGCUGGCCCGAGUGGUGGUGGACAGUCCCUAUCCAGCCCAGGAAGUUGUUUGGAGGACUUCAGAGCCACACCUUUCAUUGAGUGUAAUGGUGCCCAGGGCACCUGUCACUUCUACGCCAACAAAUUCAGCUUCUGGCUUACCACCAUAGACAGAAACGAAGAAUUUUCAAAACCCCAGCAAAUGACACUUAAGGCCGGGUCUCUGAGGACCCGGGUCAGUCGAUGCCAAGUCUGUAUGAAGUUAGUGUAGGCCUUAUUUGAGACUUAAAAUUAAUGGAUGUUAGUAAUAUUUUUAAUCUUUGGAAAAAACUCUUUUAAGCAGCUUACGUUGAUCAUGAUGAAAUGUUUACUUGUACAAUUAUGAUUAAAUGCUGAAUGCGGUUGUGUUCACUACUUCGUGCGUUCGCUGGUAAAACCAAAAUGUGCCUUAUAACCAGUCAUUGGUUUUAAUAAGGGGGUGCCUUUACUCUAAUAUUUUUGUAAACAUUGUCGAAGCAUAAAUUUUAAUUGAAAUGCAAGUUUAUAUGAGAAUAUCAUAAUUUGUCUGUUUAUGUUGUAUUUGUGUGUACAUGUAGCUGUUUUUGUUGGGGUGGGAGGGAGGGGCUACUUAUGUUCGAGGAUUUCACUAUUACCUUAUAUGGGGGGAAACUUGCUCAUAUGGAGGUAGGGAAACAUCAAUAACUGGAAACCUCAAUAAAGUGUACUGCAGAGUGAUAUGUAAACCAGGUGAGAUUUGAGACCUGCCAAAGAUUUCACACAUGUAGGUCAGCUUACCAAGGUAAUUAGUCGCAUCUUUUAGACAUCUUUAUCAAAGAUUUUCAACACACUGUUAAAUGUCUGCUUGCCCCAAUAAACAAUGGUAUUUACUAGACUGUCUUAACCCUUUCACGGUUUCACCCCUAGGUAACUUAAGUAGAAUCUACCAUACAUUUAUCUGGGCGAGUCAAUUCUGGUCUACAUUGGUGAAAGGGUAUCAUGGUCUCUGGUCUCUAUACAGUGCAAUAGUCUUUCUAUUGCGGUUUAUGUAAUCAGUGUAAUAUUGAAACAUCUAUGCAGUUUUACAUGUUAGGGUGUUUCUACCAACACUCAAGAAAUGUUAGUG
Messenger RNA from Mizuhopecten yessoensis (Yesso scallop), 6596 nucleotides. Its product is annotated as collagen alpha-2(IV) chain-like. The record is from RefSeq and is a predicted model, not a curated record. Gene Ontology annotation, molecular function: extracellular matrix structural constituent. Gene Ontology annotation, cellular component: basement membrane; collagen trimer. The transcript is spliced from 41 exons. The coding region runs from base 453 to 5744 and encodes 1763 amino acids. NCBI's taxonomy places the organism in Eukaryota, Metazoa, Mollusca, Bivalvia, Pectinida, Pectinidae.